Molecule: messenger RNA, 787 nt
Organism: Centruroides sculpturatus (bark scorpion)
Lineage: Eukaryota; Metazoa; Arthropoda; Arachnida; Scorpiones; Buthidae
Exons: 1
Source: RefSeq, a predicted model, not a curated record
UAAAUUUGUGAACACGUAAAACAUGAACCUUUGUAAGAAGCUUUACAAAAAUAUUUUAAAAUUGCCAACUGCAUUGGUACUCCUAUUGUUCCUUAUAUUCGUUAUUUACCAUUACAAUCUGAAACAUGACGUCUCAAAGCUGCAUUCAGAGGAUCUAUUCGAUUUUACCGAUUCAAACAAUGAAACUGGAUUUCCUUAUUACAUUAUUCCAGACAUUGUUCACUUAAUUCGCUUCGAUAAUACAAACGUGACGUUCGUUGAUAUGGUCAACAUCAAAUCCAUACUUCUGAAUCACAAGCCGGAGAAGAUAAUCAUCCAUUGCAAUUGUCACAACUUAACUGGAAAAUACUGGGACAUGAUUAAAGACAUACCACAGCUGAAAUUGCAGUAUAGAAAGAAACCAGAAUAUAUUCAUGAUAUAAAAAUAAGCUUCGUACAACACGCAUCUGAUAUCUCUCGUAUAGAAAUUCUUCGGGAAUAUGGAGGAAUUUAUUUAGAUAACGACGUGUUUGUCGUUAAGUCACUACACGAUUUUCGAAGAUUCGAGUUCGUUAUCAAUUGCGAUAUAAAUCAAUAUUUAGGGAGUCAAGUGAUAAUAGCGCAUAAGAAUGCAAGAUUUUUAAAAUAUUGGCACUAUUCUUAUAGGUAUUACCGACCCGACAAAUGGUAUUAUAAUGCUGGUGAAUUACCAUCAAAAUCGAUUCUUUUCGUGCUUCCAGAAUUUGCACAUAGAGUGGUUGGAGGAUUUGGAGUGGAUAUUAGUUUAACUUACAUGUUAUACGGAGAA